AGAACCUUCCAGGGGAGAGGCGAUCCUGGACUUGGUCCUAAGUAAUGCCCAAGAUCUGGUGAGAGAUGUAAAAGUGGUUGCAGCGCUUGGGAACAGUGACCAUAAUGUUAUUGAGUUCAGCAUUUGCAUAAAUAGGGAGUUGCCCAAAAAGACCAACACAACCACUUUUAACUUGAAUAGGGGUAACUUCUCUGAGAUGAGGGGGCUUGUGAAGAAGAAACUGAAAGGUCAAAAGGGUCAAAACCCUUGGGGAAGCUUGGAGACUAAAACUACAAUCCUAAAAGCUCAGAAAAAAUAUAUACAGCAGGUUAGGAAAGGCACAAAUAGGUAUAAAAAAAGGCCUGCAUGGUUAACAAACAAAGUAAAGGAAGCUAGAAAAGGUAAGAAGGUUUCCUUUAAAGGGUGGAAAGCUAGUCGGAGUGAGGUAUAUAAAAGGGAACACAGGCUGUGGCAAAGAAAAUGCAAGUCUGUGAUCAGGCAGGCAAAAAGGGACUAUGAGGAACACAUUGCAAAAAACAUAAAGACCAACAAUAAACAUUUCUUCAAAUAUAUUAGAAGCAGGAAACCAGCCAGGGAGGCAGUGGGGCCCCUGGAUGAUCAAGGGGUAAAAGGAUUACUGAAGAACAAUAGGGAAAUGGCCGAGAAGCUACAUGCAUUUUUUGCCUCUGUCUUCACUGUAGAAGAUGAGAGGUGCUUGCCCACUCCAGAACCGCUGAUUUCGGGAGGAGUGCUGAAAGACCUGAGUCAGAUUGAGGUGAUGAGAAAGGAGGUCCUACGACUGAUAAGUAUCCAGGGCGUAAUGUCUGGCAAACGUCUCCGAGGAGGACCAGGUGGCCACCCUGCAGAUGUCACGAAGUGGAAUCCCUCUCAGGAAUGCCGCAGACGAGGCUUGUGCCCUUAUCGAAUGCGCUUUGACCUCCAAAGGGCAAGGAAGACAGUCCUAUCGACCCGGAAUAAGCCAAGCUGUUAGCCUCAGUCUGGGAAGAUCGUGAUAUAGGAUCCCUCUGCC
Eublepharis macularius is the source of this 1009-nucleotide messenger RNA. RefSeq lists its product as uncharacterized. Lineage: Eukaryota; Metazoa; Chordata; Lepidosauria; Squamata; Eublepharidae. The transcript is spliced from 3 exons. The record is from RefSeq and is a predicted model, not a curated record. The coding region runs from base 197 to 970 and encodes 257 amino acids.